AUGAGAGUGGCGCAAGCCAUUGCACUGCUCUCGGUCGCAACACUAGUGCCAUCUGCUGCUGGAAUUGCUUUACCUCUAGUUGAAGCUGACCAAAGCCGGAGGCGCUUUCCUCGGAACGACACUGUGAUCGCGACUGCCCCAGAUGGCAGCACCACUCACUUGUCACCUUUAAUACCAACUCUCCCAACAACAGCAGCAGCAACAUCAUCGCAGGAAACUUUGGUUUCUUCUUCCACCGGCCAAACUUCUUCCGUCGAAAGUCUAGACAGAAUCACUAUAGAAACGACCUCUAGUCUUUGGAGCGAGGUGGUUGAUGAGCUACCUCUAACUACUACAGGACUGGAUAAGAAUUUGACAACUUUAUUUACCAAUACUCGGAUUACUCCAUCAACACAGCAAUUUCUCUCAGAUACCGGGUUAUCGUUGACAGCCGAACGACUGGACCAUGAUUUGACUACUUCAUCUCCAAGCACCGAGGCUACUUUAUUGGCACAACAACUUUCUUCCGAGUCCAGCUCUUUGCUAUUAUCGCAAGUAAUUUCCGUAUCGGAUACCUCGGCCAACCACAGUAUCUUACCUCUCUUUUCACCUUCAAAUCAGGAUCAAGAUGCAAUCUCGCUGCAAAAGCAAGGCGAAGCCCAGGCUUCAAUGCAGAGGAGGCCACACCAGGGUUUCGCCCACCCUUUGACGCCAACAGCACUCAACAACACUAAACUUCAAUCACAUCCCCAAACCUGUGGUCCAGGGCUCACGAACCCAUGUGCAUGGAUCCCCUCUCCUUCUACUACCUCAAGAAGAGGGAACGGCACAUAUACCCCUGGACCUUGGACGUCUGGAACAUUGACGGUGAUAGCACCAACGUCUUUGGUCCCUUGCACGACCUUACAGGAUGACGAGCCUGUUACUGAGUUCUCAAUCGUGUAUACGGCAACGGUGACCUUCUUCGGGAACGUCAGUGAAUACACGCCUCCCUACCCAACAAUCAGCACUCCCAACUUUUGCGACACAGAACCUCUCUUUCCAACAUUAUCUAAAGGGCCAGGCAACGUGGGCGGGCCGUUGCCCUCAUUAACCCAGGGAGUGUCUUCUAAAGAGCCUCCCAGAAAAUGUAUACCCGGGCGAUCUUGCUCAACGGAGAAGGUUCCCGGCUGGUCGAAUCCUACAGCUACUGCCUUUCCUGGCGCGCCAGAGCUGACUUGGUCAUCUAUGCGAUCUACAGUCACCUUUGUGACCACUGAUAAGAAUCCUGCUGUAGUGUUUACCACAGAUCCACCUCCGCGCUUUGACAGGGCGACAAGAGGAGGCGGGCUGCCUAUAAGUGACAAGCAAAAGCCUGAACCUACUGACGAGUCGCACCCAAAUCGACUAGAGUCCUCAGAAAAUCACGAUAAGGCUGUCCCCCAGCCACAGCCUACGUCAGGGGAGCAGUCACCAGGCCGUCCACAACGUCAACCAGGACCUAAUUCUGAAUCCCAGCCAGAGUUAGAGCCUGGAUCUGGUUCUAUACCUGGGUCCGACUCCAGUCCCACCUCUGGCUCUGGCUCUGGCUCUGGCUCUGGCUCUGGCUCUGGCUCUGGUUUUAGCGCUAUUGCUGUCUCUACCAAGAAGUUCGUUGUGACAGCUAGAGGGCAAGAAGUCAUCGUUAAUGACAAGACUUUUUUGAGUCUCAACCCAGAUCAGGUCAAGACAGUCACUGUUGACGAAGGGACAUUCACGAUCCGUCCAACAGAAGUGGCUGGUGAAGGGGCAACGAUAAGGAAACCACAGCCUAUAGGGACUGCAGUCUCUGUUGUUAGCCCUACUAGCACCACGUUUGGACAGGUACCCAUUACUGUUUCUGGAACAGAAGCUGUAAUCGGCGGCACGACGCUCAAAAUACCUCUCAUAGGCACAACCAUGCGACUGGAAAUCCCUACACAGGGCUCGAAUACCGUAAUAGAGGAGCGGAAGAUAUCUAUCAACGCUAACAGAAUUGUGGUGGAUGAUGAAACUCUCAAGUACCAUGGGGUGGGUGGUCCCCAGACAGACGUGAUCAUAGAAGGGGGUGAGAUGGUGACUGCGGCAGGGCAGUCUGUUUUCGUCUUUCGAUCUACGACCCUGACAUAUGGGCCUAACAUCCCUGAGAUUACGAAAACGAUCGACGACGAUGUUAUCACAGUUGGGCCUGGGAAUGUUGUGAUUGACGGGACGACUUUUGGGGGAUCUGAGGCUGAGCCCAAAGACACCAACUAUCGGAUUGUUGGUGGAGCGACGAUCACCAAGGUCAAUCCUUCGUAUGCAAUUAUUGAUGAGACGACAUUUACGGCUGGCCCGGGUGCUAAGCGCACUACAAAGGAGGCUGGAGGUGAAACCAUAACCAUCGGGCCCGACGGCAUUACCAUCGGUACAAUAACGGUCAAAUAUCCUUUUGGUCCUUCAACCGUUACAACUAUCGAAGUAAAGGAGACGGCUUCUGAGAAGUUGCCGGCAGCUACCAGGACCAACAGUAAGAACGCCGUGGACAGCAAGAACAGAAGCGAUGACGACGAUGACGACGACAGUGGUGCAGCAGGGUCUAGGUUAACAAUGGGAAUGACUGGAUUAUGCAUAGCGACUGUGCAAACACUUCGUGCACGGUCAACAACCUUCUCCCCCGAGUUCCAACCCUUCAACUAUAUGCAACAAGAGUCCCUCGAGCAUACCAAACCUUCAAUUCAACCAGACAACCCCUCUAAAACUUCUUCUUCCCAGCAUGGCCUCAUUCACCAUGUCCCGAACGGUCUUCGCCGAGUCUAUUCCGGAGACUCAGGUGGCGUUGACUCGGGCUCUGCACCGGCGCUCCGUCAAGACUCGGGUCAUGACGUCGAUGCCGAUUUGCUCGAUGAGGAGCUACGCCGAUUGAGUCUGGGACAUCACUCGGCCGUUCAACCUUUUGCUCCAGGUCAGCGCAUCUCCGAAUAUGAGAAUGCAAUGACUCCGCCUAUUCCAAAGAAAGCUCUGGGCUUCAAGGUCAUCAAACGCUCCGAAACACCCUCUGAUGGUGUCCAACUCGAAGACUUCCCCAAUGAGAUAUUGACACAUAUUUUCUCUCAUCUGCAUUCCGACUCUCAUGCCGCCAUCGCUCUUGUUUCGAAACGCUUUUAUGCCCUCAUCACCAGCUCCCACGCCUGGCGCAUGGCGUUCCUGCGAUACUUCCCUGGACACGAAGCACUCGAAACCAAGCACAAUGUGGAUAUUUGGGCUUACAAUUCACACGACUUGAUCCAGUCUGAGUCACGAUACUUCACUCGUCUUACGCCGCUGGCAUCCUGGAGAAAAGAAUAUCUUCUUCGCACGCGCUUGGUUAGAUGUUUGGCCCGGGGUAAGCCAGGUGCCUCAAUUGCUUCUGGUGGUAUCGGUGCAUCCGUUCGAAGCGGAAAGAAAACCAGUGCUGUCCUGACGUAUAACUCCAAACUGCCAUGGGCUGUGACGGAUAUUCAUGCCGUCUUUACAAACGGCAAGAAGCCACCAAAGGCCAUUCAUGGUGCUGCCGAUCUUGGAGUAGCAUCGGUCAGUGACCCUACGAAUGGCAGAAUCGAGAAAUGGGGAUUCGCUGAUUCCUUCAACACAAUGCAACUCGACGAGGUAGCCCCCAAUCUUGUACCCUUCGGUUUAGGAGAUGGUCCUGCUGCAACUCCCAAUGUUCUCGAUGUGAGUCAGCCAUAUGGUGUACUUGCAGGCGAGGGCUUCCCAGGAGGUCGUCCAUAUUACCGCCCUGUCGGUGAAAACCGUGGGCGGUACCUCGGAGGUGACUCUGGUGUUGUUGAUACCUAUCCUGAUAUCCCCAAGAUCCCGGAAAUGUCUGAGGCCAUUUGCAGUGUCUGGCUGGCUAAGUCAGCCAACAUACCUACACACACACAGUCAAUGGUCGGUAUGCUGACUGGCUCUACUCUUGGUGUUGUCACCUCGUAUGCUAUCGGAAGUGACUCUGGUCCUCAGCGAUACCAGUCCGGCGAAGUCACCGCUCGCUGGGUGCUCAGCCCUGGUGUGCCAAUUAUAUCUCUUAAAGUCGACGACAACUACAGCCAGAAACGCAAGUCUACUGGGAGGAUAUGGGCUGUCGCCUUGAACGCAUUGGGCGAAGUCUAUUAUCUGACUGAGACACCUGUGGCACAGAGCCAAGUUAAGAGUGAGGACAUCACCAAGAACGCUUGGUUCGCUGGACGUUCAGUUUACUGGCAUCUUCUGGACUCUACUCGACGUGUUGCUCGACCGGACGAACUAGAUAAGAAUGCGAUCAAAGGUGCAUACUCUCCUCGGUCACCUUCUAACUCGAUGAAUCUGAGUAAGAGUCAGCUGGCUGCUGAGGCACGAGAAAUCGAGAAGUUCCUCCGUCACAAGCCUGCGCACUUCCGGAGAGCCUGUGAAGGAUGGGACAUGCAGCGUAAGCUGGAGGUUGAUUUUGCCAACGACGAUGGUCAUGGUGCCGGUGAGAACAUCUUUGUACUUGAUUGCGGUCUUGCCGAAGAUCGUCCUGCUCAUGUUGAGCGUUACACCCGAUCUCUAGUGCCCCAAGACGCUCAAUCAUCUUCGGUCAUAUUAGCCCCCACCCCUCCUCCUCUUUCCGUCUUAAAGCAGCCCUCACUCUUUGGUGCUACCAGCACAGAGACUUUGGAGGUCCCAGAAGAAAAGGCUUCUGGGUAUGCUUCUCCUGCUUCACUUUCGUCGUCGGACUAUUUGUCUCACUUUCACGAAUGGGAGAGCUGCCCGAUGAGGCUGAAAGGACAGAGCCAUGCUGUCAUUACCAGUGUUUCGAUAGACUGCUCCAACACAGCAGUUUUGACGCUCAAUGAAGAUCCUCUACAUGCAACUGAGGAUGAAAUCCCGGGCCGUCGGUCCCGCUUGUUUGCUGUUGGGACAGAUGAGGGCGCUAUCCUUGUCUGGGAUGCUCGUGCGGAUAGCAAAGCCGCAGGUAUUAACCCUGUGCGACAGAUCCAGACGGAAUCUCCGGAGGUAUCCUGCGUCGCUCUCUCGGCUAUGUACGUUGUUCAUGGUGGCAACGAUGGACUUGUUCAAGCAUGGGAUCCCCUGGCGUCGACAUUGGAUCCUGUCCGUACACUCAAUGCGAGGUCCAACGGCCGAGUGCCUCGACAUAUGAUGACAAUGAACCCUACCCUUGACGAGUCAACUUAUUCUGCAGUUCGCGCCAUCUAUCUCGACCCCGAUCCAACCGUCCUUCGCGGUGUUGUUUCUUUCGGUGCUUUUCUGAGAUACUGGGCAUAUAGCUCUGCCAGUCAUGCCUCGGGACGUAAGCGCCGGCUCAGACACUCGGACGUACAUGGUCGGUUGGCCAGUCGACGCCAAGGAGGCACGGUUACAGGAUUCAUCGCUGCCGAGGAAGCUGAGAUAAAACGUGAAAAUGAAUUGAAGGCUAAGGAGCAAAGUCGACUACGUAAUCGCUUUGGUGUCGGUGCACUUGGAGAUUUGACCGAAGAAGAGGCUUUGCGAUAUGCUCAAAUGGUCUCUGAGGAGGCGUUCCUUUUCGAGGAACAACGCCGAACAAGUGACUCUGCCGCUGAUGCAAGUCUAGACACUGCAUCGACAUUCAGUGAGACCACUGUUGACACUGUUACUCCUGAGCCCAGCGUCACGGACAUGAUAACCCCGCCGUCUGCAUCGACAGAUAAUGUUGGUCGAGCACCCGUUGAGGAUGACUACGAACAGCAAAUUCAGCAGGCCAUUCGACUGUCCCUAAUGGAAGGCGUGAAUGAGAACGGCACAUCACCUCAGGCAGCAGACUCCGGUGACUAUGAGUUUUCGCUUACAUACAAGCCCAAGUCCACCAAGAAAGCAAAGGAUUCGGGUUCCGCAUCACCAGGUGCUUUCCAAACGGGAUUUUUGGGACACGCCGAGCCCGGGGACCAUGAUCUGGAACUUGCUCUUAAGCUAAGCAUGGAGGAUCAUGGUUUGUCUUCAUCAGAAGUAGCAUUAGGCUUUCAUCAUGAAGAGUUUCCCUCUCUAGAAACUGAAGGUGUUGGCAAGGGGAAAGGCGUACAGAGAUGA
Fusarium coffeatum is the source of this 6021-nucleotide messenger RNA. RefSeq lists its product as uncharacterized. NCBI's taxonomy places the organism in Eukaryota, Fungi, Ascomycota, Sordariomycetes, Hypocreales, Nectriaceae. The record is from RefSeq and is a predicted model, not a curated record. Bases 1 to 6021 code for a protein of 2006 amino acids. The transcript is spliced from 4 exons. Gene Ontology annotation, molecular function: protein binding.